Prunus mume (Japanese apricot) is the source of this 1190-nucleotide messenger RNA. RefSeq lists its product as uncharacterized. The record is from RefSeq and is a predicted model, not a curated record. NCBI's taxonomy places the organism in Eukaryota, Viridiplantae, Streptophyta, Magnoliopsida, Rosales, Rosaceae. Gene Ontology annotation, molecular function: ATP-dependent peptidase activity; metalloendopeptidase activity; ATP binding. Gene Ontology annotation, biological process: proteolysis.
UAUAUCGAAAAAGAGCAAAGCCAUGACGAGCUUGGCCAUGGCUUCUCUCACACUCUCACUCUCAAAGCCUGCCUCUUCUUCUUCCUCCUCCUCUCACUUUCAUCGACAAUUUCGAACCAGAGCUUCUUCCUCUGCUGCUCCUGGUGUCGACCUCAACACCCUUCAAUCCGCCAUUGCAAAGAAAGAUAGCAGUGCGGUUAAAGAGGCACUUGAUCAGCUAAGUGAAGUUGGUUGGGCCAAGAAAUGGAGUUCUCAGCCCUAUGUCUCACGGCGUACGACAUCGCUUAGGGAGCUGACAACUCUCGGAAUUAAAAAUGCAGAAACUCUUGCGGUUCCCAGCGUCAGAAAUGAUGCGGCUUUUCUAUUCACCGUGGUGGGGACGACAGGAUUCUUAGGUCUUCUUGCUGGCCAACUUCCUGGGGACUGGGGCUUUUUUGUGCCAUACUUGCUUGGGAGCAUCUCUUUAAUAGUUUUGGGUGUGGGAAGCACUGCCCCUGGGCUUCUUCAAGCUGCCAUAUCUAGCUUUUCAUCAUUUUUCCCAGAUUAUCAAGAAAGAAUUGCUAGACAUGAAGCUGCUCAUUUUUUAGUUGCUUAUUUGCUGGGCCUUCCUAUCCUGGGGUAUUCUUUAGAUAUCGGCAAAGAGCAUGUCAAUCUUAUUGACGAAAGGCUGGAAAAGCUGAUAUACAGUGGGCAGCUUGAUGCAAAGGAACUAGACAGGUUGGCAGUGGUAGCAAUGGCUGGACUUGCAGCAGAAGGUCUGACAUAUGACAAAGUGAUUGGUCAAUCAGCUGAUCUUUUCAGUCUUCAGAGAUUUAUCAACAGAAGCAAGCCACAGCUUAGCAAAGAACAGCAACAAAAUCUUACUAGAUGGGCUGUUUUGUUUGCUGGGUCUCUCUUAAAAAAUGACAAGGAAAUUCAUGAAGCCUUAAUAACAGCAAUGUCAAACAAGGCAACUAUACUGGAAUGCAUCGAAGCAAUUGAGAAAGCUGCUUGAUUCUGCAGUCAGGAAUCCUGCAGGAGAUUCACUUUCACAUGGGACAUGCGGUAGUUGCUUAACCCUCAUUCUUAAUCUGCAACUAAGAAACUUGUACAAUUUUCUGUAAGUUACCUUUGCCCUACUGUAUAUCACAAGAUAUUCAUUCUGUAUCAACAAAACUUAAAAAGUUACGACGAUGAAAUGAUUCAUUGUA